Molecule: messenger RNA, 918 nt
Organism: Melanotaenia boesemani (Boeseman's rainbowfish)
Lineage: Eukaryota; Metazoa; Chordata; Actinopteri; Atheriniformes; Melanotaeniidae
Exons: 5
Coding region: 104-679 (191 amino acids)
Source: RefSeq, a predicted model, not a curated record
GUUCAAAUUGGCCUCUUUCACUUUCUCAGGAAACAGACUUGGUUUUAAGUGAAGUGAAAUGAUUCUACCUUCAUUAUAGACAACUUAAGGGUUAGGUUAAAACAUGACUCAGAUGAUCCUAUUCAUUACCGUGCUCCUGGUGCCUUAUGCAACCCAGAGUAAUCCAGAAAUUCAAGCAAAGUGCAAUGAUGAUGUUUCCCUCCCAUGUCCAGCUGUCACCAGUGAUGACAUGGAUUUCCUCUCACUGGCGUGGUACAAGACCGGUUACAAUAAAAGGGAUGGAAUUAUCAGGAAAAAUAAGGAUGACAACAUUACUCUGAGGUACAGCUUAAACUCGUCUGCCGAGUUUGGAGAGAGGCACAGCCUGCGGCUGCACAAUGUGAUGCCCAUUGAUUCAGGCACAUAUGAGUGUACCAUCAGCGCUAAUGUAGGAGGUCAAAAUGGAAAAGGGAGCGUCAAACUCAAUGUUUACGAGUGUGUGACCCAGACUGAGAUGGUAACACAGAUAACACAUACAUGGAAAACAACUACAUCCAACCCAGUGGCAGUCAAAGACCUGCCGGUCGUGUGGACCUCCAUGGGCUACAUGGUGCUGGCGGUGGCCAAAAUCAUCAUGUCUUUAACCGCCAUCUGGGUGAUAUGUCUUGAAGACAACAGGAGAGGUGGUGAAACUAUCUGAAGACUUUGGGGAAAAUAUGCAAAUAUACUUUAUAUGAACAGGUGUUGUUUCUUUCUUUCUAUCAUUGUUUUUAAAAUAUUUCUUAUAUGAAUCUAUGUCCAUUGUUUAUCCUCAGAAAAAGUGUGCAAAGUGUGAAGAUAAAGUUUAAAUACUUUUCAGCUCAUGCAUAAUCAUUUUUACCAACAGUUGUGUUUUGUAUGUUUUGUGUGUUUAUAAAUAAAAAAUAACAUUUUGUGAAU